Labrus mixtus (cuckoo wrasse) is the source of this 1133-nucleotide messenger RNA. Its product is annotated as surfeit locus protein 1. Lineage: Eukaryota; Metazoa; Chordata; Actinopteri; Labriformes; Labridae. The record is from RefSeq and is a predicted model, not a curated record. The coding region runs from base 69 to 983 and encodes 304 amino acids. Gene Ontology annotation, cellular component: membrane; mitochondrion. The transcript is spliced from 9 exons. Gene Ontology annotation, biological process: mitochondrial respiratory chain complex IV assembly.
GCUGUUCUGUGGUCGUUUGUUCUCAUCCAAUUUUUUUUACCUCUUGUGUGUCAUUGUGUGUAGUCAACAUGGGUUCUGUGAAAGCAGCGCUGGUUUACUCCAGCAGGCUUCUUACGACACUUAAAAAGCAGACACAUGUCAUUUACAUCAAGAGGACUCUACUCCUGCCUAGACUGACAGUGUUCAAACGUACAGACGGUCGGUUUGUUCCCUUGGUGCGACAGUCCAGCUCCACGGCAGCGGGGGCAGAGAGGGGAGAAGACUCCUUCCUCAAAUGGUUCCUGCUGCUCAUCCCUGCCACCACCUUCGGCCUCGGUACAUGGCAGGUGAAACGGCGUCAGUGGAAAAUGCAGCUGAUUAAUGAGCUGACAAAGCUGACGACAGCAGAACCGAUUCCUCUUCCUACUGAUCCUCAUGAGCUGAACAGCUUGGAGUACAGGAGGGUGCGAGUGCGAGGACAGUUCGACCACUCACAGGAGCUGUACGUUCUGCCCCGCUCACCUGUCGACCCCGAGAAAGAGGCCCGAGAGGCAGGCAGGCUGUCCUCAAGCGGAGAGACUGGUGCCAAUGUCAUCACUCCGUUCCACUGUACUGACCUCGGCAUCACAAUCCUCGUGAACAGAGGAUACGUCCCGAGGCAGAGGAUAAGACCAGAGACCAGGAUGAAGGGGCAGGUGGAGGAUGAAGUGGAGGUGGUCGGUGUAGUCAGGCUGACAGAGCAACGAAAACCCUUUGUGCCCAACAAUGAUGUGGAGAGAAACCGCUGGCAUUACCGAGACCUGGAAGGCAUGUCCAGUGUGACUGGAGCGGAACCCAUCUUCAUUGAUGCCGACUUCGGCAGCACCAUCCCUGGUGGACCACUAGGCGGACAGACCAGAGUCGCUCUGAGGAAUGAACACAUGCAGUACAUCAUGACGUGGUAUGGCUUGUGCGCCGCCACCUCCUACAUGUGGUUUGCAAAGUUCGUCAAGAAGAUUGCAUGAUGUGAUUUCAUGCAGUGACAGUUAAAACACAUUGUGCUAUACUUGAUUAGUGCUGCAUCAGCUCCGGACGCUGCAUUGAUGCAAAUAUGUAAAUAGCUGUGGAUUAUUCUCCAGAAAGAUGUUUAUGGGAAUAAAUUAAGACUAAUUAAA